UUAGUGUACCGUAAUGGUGGCGCUGUCGCAUGUAAGAUGAUGAAAUAUCAAAUAUAGUUUUGGAAAGUUGGUUAUUGAGGGUUUUGCUGUAGGCCAGUGACGAGCGCUGUCACCUCUCGGAAUUUCAAUCGCCCAGCGUUCAUAAGUGGGACUAAGAUAAAGAGGAAAAUAUUGGUCGUUGUUGAUGCAUACGUAUCUGUAGUAAUUUUCAGUAGGAAGGUAUAUGCCAAUGGAUAAAUAUAUGCUUCAUGGUUUUUGAAAUUAAUUACGUAGUUGCCUAGCGGUUAAUUUACAUUUGCGGUGUUUUUUUUUAUUUUUUCAGAAGAUCGGGAUAUAACCGAAGAUGAAUAUCGAAAUAAAGAUCCCAGGUUACUCUGGUUCACAGCCGACUGUUAGUGUUACUCAACCCACAUCCCUGCAAACUAUUCCUGUUGAAUAUAACGUUAAUGUUCCGGAUUCCUCGUUGAGUAGUACAGACUCAGCGCGGCCGAUCACGUCACAGACGUAUCGACAGCAGACGACAUAUGUCACGCCACCGCAACCAAUCAUAAACACGUCACACACUAGAAAUAUUGUCACUUCCACCUCUAAGCGGACGCAGGAGAGAGAUAUCCAAGUGGUUCCUGUAGGACAAGACGCAACAACUUAUCGCGGUUACUACACAACACCAGUAACUGUCACUAGUUCGAAGAAUCCCGACCCAAAACAAUACAUCAUUGGGCCUCAAGGAAACCCACAAAUGAGUUUGGUACAGUAUGACAACCGGAGCUUCCAGGCUACCAUGGAUCUCAGCGAAUAUAGUCCACAGGAGAUCCAGGUGAAGGUGAAGGACAGGACUGUGACAGUAAAUGCCAACCAUAGAGAGGCCAACAACCAAGGCGGUUUCACCCAGCGUAGCUAUAGUCGCCAGUAUACGUUACCAGAUGACGUAAACCCAAACAUGGUGAAAUGUUUCAUAAACGAAAAGGGCGAGCUGGCAGUGGAAGCACCACGAUUCCAGCCCAUUAGUACACAUGAUAGGGUAGUACCAAUUGAGAUGCGUUUCCCGCAGAUCUCACCACCUCCUACACAACAUACCCAGCCGCUUAUUCGAAGUGUAUCACGCACAAGUGUUCCACCACAAUCACCUCCUUCAACUCCUCAGACGAUCACAGAACAGGCGCCUAAAAGACCUCCAAGACCCACAAACUAUGGAGGAUACCACGCCACCGUUAAUAAACCACCACCAUCAACACCACCUCCUCAACGUCGAACGCCCACAGUGUCAUUUAGAGCCACUAAUGAUAUUGAUUCUGGAAAGCGGCAUCCCCCUACCCCAGAAGUGGUGAACGAAAGACAGACUCCGUUUGUCGAAGACGUUACCAGCGACGUAGAAUCACAGAAAAUUGACUUUAAAUCAGCGAAAAAAAUGUUUGAAAAUUAAGAAAUACAGUACUAUAGAAGAUAGUAAAUACAGUACAUUUAAUUUCUUGUUUUGGUAGAUGGAUGCUAACGCGGAUAAUCGCUGUGACGUAGUACUUUUCUAGCAAAUGAUUAGAAGUUUUUAAAGCUAUCUUAAAGAUUACAAUUCGCAAUAACUUAAACCCGCACUUGGGUAUCAAUAAUAUUCUGUCUUCAAUAUUUUGGAGUUAGUUGCAGACACAAUUUUUAACGCUAUUGUUUAAUUGUGUGACUUAACAUCGCUGCUAUUACUUGUUGAAAUAAUUUUACAGGGGAAAAUACGUACGUGUUGACAUGUGGAUUCAACUGGUGAUUAUAAGAUGCUUAGCAUCUGGUUAUGUGUACAUGAAGUAAGGUAUUAAAAUGGAAUUAUUUGUUUCUGAAUAUAAUUGAAUUCGAAAUUACAAUGUUAAUAUAAUAUUCACAUGGAUAGACAUGGCUGGGAUAAUUGUAUAUUUAAUUUGAAAUGGAUUUUGGAGAAAGAAUGAAGAUGAUACGCGCAUGUGCGCCCCCAGGGCCCAUAGUGUCAUAUUUGCUCUGUCGUGAAUCUCACAGUGUUAUUGGAGUUAUUUGGAACAAUCAUCUUCCUGAUUACGAGUCGUUUGUAUCUACAUAUAGUAAUCCUUUGUAGCCUAGAUCGUGAACAUCAUCUAGAAACGGUACCUACCCCUGUGUCUGAUUUGAAUGUGUGUAUAUGAUUGCUAGUAGGCCACAUGGUCACAACAUACCCACUGCUUAAAUGUUUGUCUUCCUUCAAAGUGGUUCACGAGGCAUGCGCCAUGCAUUCACGUAGUGACGUGACGUAAUCAUUCAUUUUAAUGGUGCUUGUCAUCCAGCUCAUUCGUCUGGCAUUAGCUAAUAGCGCGUAAACUCAUUAACUUCUACGUGCGCUGCCCUUUCCUAUUUUUUUAGAAAUGUAGGGAUUGUAACUUUUAUAUACGUAAAGCCGAGUAAGCCACUUCUUGUGAGUCCGUAAGUUGUUAGAUCGUAACUGUCUUCUUCGGUUACAAUUUGCGAGCCCUUCUGUCAUCACCAUCGCUAUUGUCUGUAGACUUCUGAGCAAACAAAUGAAUGAUCGAGAAUAAUUGUCUGCACAUCUUAAGAAUUGUUUCAUACUAAGAAAAUAAUUGAGCGUUUGCCUUCGAACAAAUAGUUUAAAAUAAUGUUCACACUCUCAUUUUUUAUAUUCAAUGUCGUAGUCACUUUGAUAUAAACAAGGAAACAUUACCAAUUAUAGGCCUAUCGAUGGAGGUUUAGGUUAAGGUAGUUUGGAUAAUCACUCUUCGCUGCUGCUUCACUGAGUUGUGUAUACGGUACAACAAAUUGGCAAUUAACGAAAUAGUAUGUAAAACACUACACUAUAACUCCAGUCGUAAAAUAGUACGUAUUGCAUUGGAUAUUGAUACUUUUAAAAAGUAUAGUUUUCAUUAUUUAUUGAUUGAUUAAUAUGAAUCUAUGCAGAUAUUUUAUAUUAUUUUGUGACGUCUUUAUCAAAAACUAUCAACACUGAUACAUUGAAUAUAAAGAAGUAAUCAGCUGCAAGAUAAAGAGGCAGUCCCAAAUGUUCUUGUAAAUUUGAUAAGCCCGUAUAUAUGAUUAUAAUUUGAACUCAUUUAAAAUAUCAACAUCCUUAGCUCUUCAUCUUGUGAUUGGCUGACACUACACUUACGCUGCAUCGUACGCGCAUAAUGACUUCGCUCGCAUGGUUGCCGUUUUAACAGACGACACUUGGAACCAUAAGACACAAGCGUUCGAAGUGUAUUUUUCAUUUGUCUCGUCUCAAGUUUCUGUAAAUCACCCGCUGACGUUUGACUCUAGGGGAGCACUACACAGCGUCUCCUUGUUUGGUUAUCGUAUUUUAUCAAGCGAUGUACACUAUGUAGUCGGUGUGUUUUGUGGCAAAUACAGUAUUAAUAAACAAUUAAUGGACUUGGUAGUUAUUAACAUUAUCUGCAAUUAUAUUUCCGCUUGAUGUUAAGAAAUAGAUUAUUUAAAAAUUUGUAAACUAAAGCACACUGAGUGUCAAAAUUUAAACACAUGUAUUAUAAUUUCUAUAUUUUUAAACGCACAAUGUUGUGCAAUAUAGCCUACAACCAUGCUACAACUAAUAAAUGUACGAUUCAUACAUUUGUAA
This is a messenger RNA of Anneissia japonica, 3574 nucleotides long. RefSeq lists its product as uncharacterized. The transcript is spliced from 2 exons. Gene Ontology annotation, biological process: response to heat; protein refolding. Bases 344 to 1423 code for a protein of 359 amino acids. The record is from RefSeq and is a predicted model, not a curated record. Gene Ontology annotation, molecular function: protein folding chaperone. Lineage: Eukaryota; Metazoa; Echinodermata; Crinoidea; Comatulida; Comatulidae.